Salvelinus sp. IW2-2015 is the source of this 1210-nucleotide messenger RNA. The record is from RefSeq and is a predicted model, not a curated record. NCBI's taxonomy places the organism in Eukaryota, Metazoa, Chordata, Actinopteri, Salmoniformes, Salmonidae.
AGGUUCUGGAACAGAGGCUCAAGGAUGAGAUCACAGUCCAUUGGUCAAACUAUGGAUGAGGCUUAUGAGACUUUUGAACGAUGCCUCUCAGAAGGAGUUCGACAGUCUGAAGAAUCAUGCGAGAAAUUAAUGAAUAAAGUGAUAGCACCAGGAGGGAAAAAAGGCAGUGGAUAUCAUAAAGUAGUGAAGUCUUUAUGCAAGAAUGGCGGUGUUUACAAACCAAAAGGGAAAAAGAAAAGCAGGGAAAUAAACCUUAAUGAGAGUUUAGCCUCAUGUAUGAGAAGUCUCAUUGAUGAAGAGUUUAAGACAUAUUUCCCAAACGAGGGCAAACGUGGCCCAAUCAGAGAGCAGAUUGAGAAUUCCUCCCUUGACACAAACAGCUUGGUUGGGGAGCACCAGGAAGUGUUACUUCAUCUGACAUUCCUCAAGGCAGAGGAAACUGAAUUGAAGGCAAAACUAAUCUGUGACCUCUGCGAGAAAAAGAAAAAGAUCUACUCCACUUUAACCGAGUCAAUCAAGGACUCCAUGCAUCGAUGCUAUAUAAGGGCAUCAGAGCAGACAGGAAAAGAUUCUCUGAAAAGGAUGAAAGCUGAGCUCCAUCAGCACAUGAAGAAUAACAACAUUUUCCAGAAGGCCAAGGAAGAUAUGCUGGGUUGUUUAACCAACCUGAAGGAUCACAUCAUGAUGCAGCUGAAGUGUAAACUACAAGAAUCAAUGGAUCUCUCACUGAAGACCCCCAACAGCUCGUUCCUCCCAGAUGAUGUCACUGUGGAGUAUAACAAGAUGAAGAUGUGCUAUGAGAAACUGAUGGGUUGCUCUAGUACAGUACACUUCACUCCAAGACUGGAUUUACACACAAAAACUACCGUAUUUGAAUCACAGUCUGGGAAUGGUAGGAAGCGUGUGCAGGUGUCAACAGGUGUACCAAUGUUAACUCCUGAGAUUGUCAAAGAUCUUACAACACAUAACCACAAGCCUACGUAUGGGCUCAAUGCCCAAGGCAGGUCUUUUCAGUGCAGUUCCACUGGACUGGUGUUUUCUGAUGAAAGGAAAGGAGAUGUGGUUUACAAGGUGACUCAAUGGGACAGCAGAACUCCUGGGCUCCAGGAUACCAGCAGGACCCCUAUCAGCAUUGACUGUCUGAGCAGUCUGUACGCCAAUGCAUCUCCACACUGUAUGUGUGACGUAGUGAUUAUGUGUAUGUGUGAUG